Molecule: messenger RNA, 3002 nt
Organism: Macaca mulatta (Rhesus monkey)
Lineage: Eukaryota; Metazoa; Chordata; Mammalia; Primates; Cercopithecidae
Gene: NAP1L4
Product: nucleosome assembly protein 1 like 4
Biological process (GO): nucleosome assembly
Cellular component (GO): nucleus
Source: RefSeq, a predicted model, not a curated record
GGGCAGGGGCGGGGCCGCGUCCUCGUCAGAGCAGGUAGCGGCGGCCGCGGCGGGCCUGGAGCCUGGGGCUUGGAGCUUGGGGCCUGGAGCCCGGGCCUGGGGCGCUGGCGGGCGGCCCCUCCCAACUCCCGGCGCGCCUCUCCCGGCUGCCGGCCCCCCUGAAGGUCAGGGCGCUUUGUUCUGCGCCGCGGGCGGCCUCCUGGGCGGCGGCCCCGCGGAGGAGGCGAAGACGGCUAGAGGCGGCGGCCGCUCAAAUCUCCCGCUAGCCCGGCCCGCCCCGCGUGCGGGGGCCGCGGCGGUUACACGGCCGGGCGCGCCGGAGCGUUCAGGCUUCCCGUUUUAAGGUGGAGACGUCCAGGACCUCUUUAUUAGAUGUUGAUGAAUUUGAGUUUUUCCGUAGGGCGAUGGUCAUCGUGAGCCUCUGUGGGGUCAGGCUGCGCUAACUGGGGUUUUGAUGUCAGUUUGGUGUGGCCGAGGGCAUGUCUGACGGGGAAGAAAGUCCUUGGCGUUGCUUCUUAGCUGUUGGGAGCUGUGCAGUGCGAGCGAGAUGGGCGGCGUGCGCUCCCCGAGGACUGGCCUGAGUAGCCUUAGACUAGUUACUCGCGGGACUUGGUUUCCCAGCCAAGGGGAUAAAAACACUCAGAUGGCAGAUCACAGUUUUUCAGAUGGGGUUCCUUCAGAUUCCGUGGAAGCUGCUAAAAAUGCAAGUAAUACAGAAAAGCUCACAGAUCAGGUGAUGCAGAAUCCUCGAGUUUUGGCAGCUUUACAGGAGCGACUUGACAGUGUCCCCCACACCCCUUCCAGCUACAUCGAAACUUUACCUAAAGCAGUAAAAAGAAGAAUUAAUGCAUUGAAACAACUUCAGGUGAGAUGUGCUCACAUAGAAGCCAAGUUCUAUGAAGAGGUACAUGACUUGGAAAGAAAGUAUGCAGCACUAUACCAGCCUCUUUUUGACAAGAGAAGAGAAUUUAUCACCGGUGAUGUUGAACCAACAGAUGCGGAAUCGGAAUGGCACAGUGAAAAUGAAGAGGAAGAGAAAUUGGCUGGAGACAUGAAAAAUAAAGUAGUCAUAACAGAAAAAGAAGCAGCAACAGCUGAAGAGCCAAAUCCCAAAGGAAUUCCAGAGUUCUGGUUUACCAUCUUUAGAAAUGUAGAUAUGCUAAGUGAAUUAGUCCAGGAAUAUGAUGAACCAAUCUUGAAACACCUGCAGGAUAUUAAAGUGAAGUUUUCUGACCCUGGACAGCCUAUGUCUUUUGUGUUAGAGUUCCACUUUGAACCCAACGACUACUUUACCAACUCAGUCCUGACAAAAACCUACAAGAUGAAAUCAGAACCAGAUAAGGCUGAUCCCUUUUCCUUUGAAGGUCCUGAGAUUGUGGACUGUGACGGGUGUACCAUUGACUGGAAGAAAGGAAAGAAUGUUACUGUCAAAACCAUCAAGAAAAAGCAGAAGCAUAAGGGUCGAGGCACUGUUAGAACAAUUACGAAACAAGUACCCAAUGAGUCCUUUUUCAACUUCUUCAAUCCACUGAAAGCAUCCGGGGAUGGAGAAUCACUGGAUGAAGAUUCUGAAUUCACAUUAGCCUCUGAUUUUGAAAUUGGACACUUUUUCCGUGAGCGGAUAGUCCCGCGGGCUGUGCUGUACUUCACUGGGGAGGCCAUAGAGGAUGAUGACAAUUUUGAAGAAGGUGAAGAAGGAGAAGAGGAGGAAUUAGAAGGUGACGAGGAGGGAGAAGACGAGGAUGAUGCAGAAAUUAACCCCAAGGUGUAAUUUUUGUCUGUUAAUCAUUCAUACGUUUCUAGAAGGAACCCAGCCAGCCGGCGGAAUGCAAGCAGCAGUAGGAAGCGGAGGCGGGUGCCUGGCAGACCGACUGUCGGGACUCCAGGCCUGUGGGCGGGGCCCCGGUCCUUGCCGCAGCACAAUCCCGUCGACAGAGCUUACUCCAUCUAACUCGUUUUCAAGUGCAUGAUUUUCACUUUCACUUUUCCUUUUUCCUUAUUAUUUUGCUUAACUUGUACAGUGGCAACUGAAAUGCAUUUCAGAAAUAGGAGGUUUCGUCCAGCACCCUCUGCAGCCUUGGUGCCUGUAGCUCUGGACUUGCCUGGGCCCUGUGGGAGGGCCCCAUAGAUCACAUCGGGGUGGGGGGGGUCACUUGGCAAAAAGGGCCGAGGUCUGAUGUGGUUCCCAGGAUCUAGAACCUCUCCCGCCCUCCUACAGUUGGACUGAAUUCUUCCCUUUCAUUCGAAGAAACCCACUUGCUGUUUCCAGCUGCUUAAUCUGCCGAGUGUGCAGCCUGCGUCACCUGUUACAUGCUAAUCAUCUCAGAAGGGCUGUGUAGAGUAGCUGUGUUCUUCUUAGGAUGUUGCUUCUUGAUUUUCUUUUUUUAAGGGGUGGGUCAGGGUUGUGACACACCAGCCCAGGCAAGAGCUGCUGCGGGUCACCUCAUAUUUAUUUAUCCCUUCUUGCCUGUGAGGACUGCGGCCUUUCGCUGUCACUCGUCCUUACCAUUUCUGAACCACCUUGGUGACCUGAGCGGGAAGAGGUGCCACUUCCUAGCAGGAGCAAGGCCUGUGCGGAAGAAACGCUGCUCCUUGCCACCAGGGCUGAAGACGCGAGCCCGUCCUCGUGACGCAGGCGCCGCCCUGCUGCCGGAGCCGGGCUUCGGCGGUCUUCUCCAGUGAGGGGCUGGGCUGGGAAGUCCUGCGUUUCAGUUGAGCGUAUGAGCGUCAAGUCCUGCUUUCUCAGUAGCCCCAUUGCUGGGCCCCACCAUUCAUCCUGUCUGAAGGUCCUGGGUUUGGUGUGACCGGUUGGCGGCUGGUGGGUGGGAUUUCCAAGUGGGGGACGGCACUCUCCAGCAGCCUGGGGAUGGCCGUGUCCACACCGACCAGGCCUGUGGAGAGUGCUCAGCCUAACCUUAGAACACAUUUGUAACUGAAUACAGUGUUUUCAAUUUGUACAGAAUAGUUAGAAUAUUCUAUUAAAGUUGUGAAACAUGGAGUCA